Molecule: messenger RNA, 1488 nt
Organism: Haliotis rubra (blacklip abalone)
Lineage: Eukaryota; Metazoa; Mollusca; Gastropoda; Lepetellida; Haliotidae
Product: tolloid-like protein 2
Exons: 6
Coding region: 77-1126 (349 amino acids)
Source: RefSeq, a predicted model, not a curated record
UCUAUAUGCCUCACAAGAACCUCAACAUUGCGCCUGUUCACCUAGCAGAAAAUGGGUUCCCGGUGGGUUAAGUCAUAUGACUAAUAACCUAGCGCCUCACUGGCAGGUUGGGUUAUCCGGGGUAAUAAUGGAGUUUAUUAAUGUUUCAUGUUCAUUUUUUUUUCAUGACAGAAACCUCAGAUGCAAAUGGGACAUCAAAGCAAAUGAGGGAGAGAGGGUUCGAGUUGUCGUUCUUGAUGUCAACAUUUUAAAUCUGUCCAACUGUAUCGAUGAUAAUGUGAAGAUCUUUGACGGAAACGAACCAUUCAGCUCACAACUGGAAGUACUUUGCAGGUUGAGGCAGCAAAAUCUCACAAUUACUAGUACAGGGAGAUAUAUGAGGGUUGAGCUCAAUACAAACUCCUUUGUGUUCGGCAGAGGAUUCCAUUUUAUGUACAGCGGUGGUGACUUUCAAGUCCAAAGACACAUUGAUGUAACUGACGAUGGUUUAAUCCAAAUAUUUUCUCCUGGGCAUCCAACCUAUUUUGAAGGUAAAUACCAUCUUACCUGGAGGAUACAAACUGGAUCAUUGGAAAAAAUCAUUCAAAUGAUUGUUAAAGAAUCACAUCUUCCGUACAACCAUAAAUGUGGCACAGAUUAUUUGGAAGCAUAUGAUGGUUAUGACUCGUUAACCACAUCUUUAGCAAAGUGGUGCGGAGACGAGAAACCAUCUAAGGACAGCUCAGGAUCGCAAAUGUUCAUUGUAUUCCAUGCUAGUAGUGUUGGGACCCGUGGUGUUUUUAAGAUCAACUUUUUUGUAGUACUAAAAUCACAACAGGAGUCUGGAGGCAUGAAAACAAUCACCAUACUUUUGUCAUGCAUCGCAGUUGUACUUGUUCCGGCAGUGCUCUUCAGUGUUUACAGGAUUCGCCAGAGACGAUACCAUCGGUCAUCACGCACAAAUCGUGCUUUCGUGGCCACCACCAUGUCUUCAAACCCAGCACUUCAGGUUCCACACCAAGCAGCAAUGAUGCCAGCUACGGAAACUGGAGGCGAAAUAGAAUUGCCUCCCUACACCUCAGCUGCUCAAAGCCAGCCUCCCCCGUCAUACGAAAGUCUGGAGUUUGGACCAAAAAGUGGGAAAUAGUGAUCUGAGCUAUUGGACAGCAGAUGUAAACGUAGCAGCGAAGAUGUAAUUCGGUCUGAUAGACGUAUGGGGAUUAAACCAUGGAACUGUACAGUUCAAUUCCUUCAAUACGGAAGGGGGGGGCACAGAGAGAGAGACAGAGAGAGACACCUUUUCAUAUUGUGUGCGUGUGUCAGUGUGCGUGUGUGCGCGCUAACUUGGGUUAUGAAAGAGUUUGAAUUAUGAAAUACUGAACAAAAAGAUGCGAAUGACGUUUACAUACAAUACUAAAUUCUAACGUUAUUAUUUUACAUGUAUGUGCUGUGUUAGAAAGUGAUGAUCUUUACUGCUUCUGGCAUUGAAAUGCAAAAUACCAAUAUUUA